Molecule: messenger RNA, 438 nt
Organism: Rotaria sp. Silwood1
Lineage: Eukaryota; Metazoa; Rotifera; Eurotatoria; Philodinida; Philodinidae
Source: the annotation of a GenBank genome assembly
AUGUUAUUUGGUAUUAAAAAUGUUCCUACUUGUCUUGAAUAUUAUCCAAAUACUACGAGUGAAAAUAGUCAAUCAGCUUUAAUAUUUGGUGAUGAUUGCACUUUUAUUCAUAUAUUAUUUUUUUUAAAUUCAAUUAGUUCUCCAUUUGAUCCAGUUCGACGGAAAUCAGAUCUAACGAAAUCUGAUAAAUCACCAGCGAAUUCUAUUCAACGUAUUUGUUUGGGAUAAUUUUUUUGUCUUCAAACAAUUCCGAUACGAUUUCCUAGUACAUUAGGUGGUAAAACACCAAAUUUUGGUCUAUUUCCAAUGGAUUUAUAUCUAAAUAAAUCAACUAAUAAUGCUGAUAAAAGUUUACCCGAUAGUUUAGCUUUAGCAUGCAAUGAUUAUUUAUGUAUUAUGAAAUUAGGACAAGAUACAUCUAGAAAGAUGGUAGUUUAA